Messenger RNA from Varroa destructor (honeybee mite), 1892 nucleotides. It is a transcript of the gene ERp60, whose product is annotated as disulfide-isomerase A3. Gene Ontology annotation, biological process: response to endoplasmic reticulum stress; protein folding. Lineage: Eukaryota; Metazoa; Arthropoda; Arachnida; Mesostigmata; Varroidae. Gene Ontology annotation, cellular component: endoplasmic reticulum. The record is from RefSeq and is a predicted model, not a curated record. Gene Ontology annotation, molecular function: protein disulfide isomerase activity.
GGCCGGAUAGCGACUCGGUGUCAGCGCAGUUGUUUCGGAGGCACUUCUUAGGUCGGCCGAUAUCGGCGUGCCUGACUGUACAAGAUAGUAUUGUGAGCAAUGAGGAGCCAUUCCUCCUAUCUCAUAAUGAAGACCUUGGGUGCGGGGCUUAUUGUCGCGCUUUUCACGACAGUGAGCGCCCACAAUUACAUUGAAAUGACGGAGAACUUCGAGGGCAAGAUCACUGGAUACCCCGUUGCGCUCGUGAAAUUCUUCGCUCCAUGGUGCGGACACUGCAAACGACUUGCACCGGAAUUCGACAAGGCUGCGGGAAUCCUUAAGAACAACGAUCCUCCCGUGAUUUUAGCCACCGUGGAUUGUACGGCUGAUAGCGGCAAGGAUGUCUGCUCAAAGUAUGGCGUUUCUGGCUACCCGACCCUAAAAAUCUUCCGUGACGGAGAACUUUCUCAAGAGUACAAUGGACCUCGCGAGGCUGGUGGCAUCGUCAAGUAUAUGAAGGCACAAGUCGGACCUGCCUCGAAGGAAGUUAAGACAAAGGGCGAACUCGAAUCUCUACUCAAACGUGAUGAGACUGUCAUCUUGGGUGUGUUCAAAGAGAAGGACUCUAGUCUACACAAGGUGUUCCAGAAGGUUGCUGAUAAGGAACGCGAGCGUUACACGUUUGCCCAUACCCAUGAGGCCGCACUUGCCGAUGCCAAAAAGCUUUCAGACGAUGUCGUGCUCAUCCGUGCGAAGAAAUUCCACAGCAAAUUCGAGGAUAAUGAAGUUGUCUACGACGGGUCUCCGGACGCAGUCGCGUUGGAAUCGUUCAUUAGGAAGCGGUUCUUUGGUCUCGUUGGCCACCGUACCCAGGAGAACUAUCAACAGUUCGAUAACCCGUUGCUCAUUGCCUAUUAUGAUGUCGACUACGACAAAAACACUAAGGGCACGAACUACUGGCGUAACCGUAUUAUGAAGGCCGUCAAGGAGUUUUCUGGCAAGCUUUCAUUUGCUGUUUCCAACAAAGAUCAGUUUGCUGGUGAGCUUGACGAGUUUGGUCUGAAAGCUGCUGAUAAGCCCGUGAUUGGCAUCCGUAACGAGAAGCAGCAGAAAUUCAGAAUGGAGAGUGACUUUUCGAUCGACAAUCUGAAUCAGUUCAUCAAGGAUUAUUUUGCUGGCAAGCUCGAACCACACUUCAAAUCCGAGGAUGUGCCAGAGAAAAAUGAUGGACCAGUGAAAGUCGCUGUCGCUAAAAAUUUUGAUGAGCUCGUGGUGAAGUCUGACAAGGAUAUUCUCAUUGAGUUCUAUGCGCCGUGGUGCGGUCACUGUAAGAAGCUAGCCCCAACAUAUGAAAGCCUUGGGACAGAGUUGGAAAAUGAGGAUGUUCUUAUUGUCAAGAUGGAUGCCACUGCUAACGAUGUUCCUGCACCAUUCGAGGUUCAAGGGUUCCCCACACUGUACUGGCUACCGAAGGGUGAGAAGUCUAACCCGCAAAAAUAUGACGGUGGCCGAGAUCUCAACGACUUCAUUAAAUAUAUUGCAAAACACGCCACGAAUGAACUAAAGAACUAUGACCGUUCCGGUAAUAAGAAGAGCAAGAGCGAGCUGUAAACAGCAUCCAACAACUAGAACGCAAGAUGUUCCUUGCCUUAGUUCAGUAAGUCGUUCCGUCGGCUAGCUUCCGUGGGCACAGGAAGCUUGGUCUCUGGUGUAGAUUUUAAGCCGCAGACAUACAUGCAGAACAUGCUGUCUUAGGGGGGCUUGAGGAAUACCUUUUGUCAUUAAUCUUUAUUUUUAUUUUAUUAAUGAGUAUGCAAAGGAACUAAAACUGGAAACAAGCUGGAAGAAAGGUCUGUCGUAUAAUUGAGUGGUAUGUCUUCAAGUAUUUUUAAUAAAAAUAAUAACAAUCUUAA